Messenger RNA from Oncorhynchus keta (chum salmon), 4086 nucleotides. Its product is annotated as spidroin-1-like. The coding region runs from base 1 to 1056 and encodes 351 amino acids. The record is from RefSeq and is a predicted model, not a curated record. Lineage: Eukaryota; Metazoa; Chordata; Actinopteri; Salmoniformes; Salmonidae. The transcript has 5 exons.
AUGACCCAUUCCCCUAACAUAUCUGGUCUGGGGAUCAUUCAGCUGGGGAAGACUGGAGCAGGGAUGAGUGCAACCGGAAACACCAAACGGGUGUUUAUAGAAGAGUUCUCUUCUGAGUCUGUGACGACACAAUUAGUAGCAGGAGAAGGAGAAGCAGCAACAGAAGGUGUACUAGCAGUAGUAGCAGGAGAAGGAGAAGCAGGAGAAGCAGCAACAGCAGGUGUACUAGCAGUAGUAGCAGGAGAAGGAGAAGCAGGAGAAGCAGCAACAGAAGGUGUACUAGCAGUAGUAGCAGGAGAAGGAGAAUCAGGAGAAGCAGCAACAGCAGGUGUACUAGCAGUAGUAGCAGGAGAAGGAGAAGCAGGAGAAGCAGCAACAGCAGGUGUACUAGCAGUAGUAGCAGGAGAAGGAGAAGCAGCAACAGCAGGUGUACUAGCAGUAGUAGCAGGAGAAGCAGCAACAGCAGGUGUACUAGCAGUAGUAGCAGGAGAAGGAGAAGCAGGAGAAGCAGCAACAGCAGGUGUACUAGCAGUAGUAGCAGGAGAAGCAGCAACAGCAGGUGUACUAGCAGUAGUAGCAGGAGAAGCAGCAACAGCAGGUGUACUAGCAGUAGUAGCAGGAGAAGGAGAAGCAGGAGAAGCAGCAACAGCAGGUGUACUAGCAGUAGUAGCAGGAGAAGGAGAAGCAGGAGAAGCAGCAACAGCAGGUGUACUAGCAGUAGUAGCAGGAGAAGGAGAAGCAGCAACAGCAGGUGUACUAGCAGCAGUACUAGGAGGAGUAGCAGGAGAAGGAGCAGCAGGAGGAGGAGCAGGGGAAGGAGCAACAGAAGGUGUACUAGGAGUAGCAGGAGAAGGAGCAGGGGAAGGUAUAGUAGCAGCAGUACUAGGAGGAGUAGCAGGAGGAGCAGCAACAGGAGUAUUGGUACUGGCUUUGGGAAUACCAGCAGGAAUAGCAGGAGCAGGAGUAGCAGCAGUUGCAGGAGUAGCAUUUGCAGAGAUUUUUCAAAAACUUACGCCGAAAUCUACAAAAGGCAGGUGGAAAAGAGAAAGCCUCUGAAAAGGUAGUACAGAUCUGGUUAACAACAAUUAAACUACAUGAGAGUAUAUCGUAUGUUUGGUUCUCUAGUUAAGACUAAUGUAAAAUGUACAUGUUCAAAUUAUAAAACAAACGUACAUCAAUAUCCCUUUAUGGAAGGAACUUUUUCAAAUCAGUCCAUCCCUCUUAUUUAUCGUCAUUUUUUUCAAUGGACCGUUUAGGGACCCCCCAAAAAAACAUUCUUUAAGUUGCAAUGUGAAUAAAUGUUACUAUCAUGUUUGUGUAGUGAAACAUGGGUAAUUUCAUGGUGUUUUUAAAGUAACCAAUGAAGGAUAUAUCACUGAUUAAAUAGAAUGUGUCUAUUGUGCCUUGCAUGCAAUAUAAGUAUAAAAAAAUUGAUAUUUUAUUGACAUGUUGUGUACCAUUAGUCAAUGGGUGUGGCGUGUCCCCUGUAAAUCAGACUCAACACAUAGAUUGACGUUGUGUGGAUCCAUUUCUCUCCAGAGUCGGUUGGAUAGAAGAUCCUACAGCCACGGUCAAUUUGAAGGCAAACUGACAUAAUGCCUAGAUUGGUCUCCUGCAGUAAUCCUUGGCUAUUGCAGUGUUCCAUUAAAAAAAGAGCAUCUCUGCCAUUAUUUCAACUUCUAACAAUAAUAAUAAUAUUUUGUCAUUUUGGAUUAUAUUAAUUGAGACAGUUUUAUAUCUUGUGUUCAUGCUGUUCUGCAACAUAAAAACAAUGAUCAAGAUUACACAGUCCGUGACGUCACUGCUUUGAGUUUGCGUAGGCCUGCAGUACAUAUUGCCAUCUACUGGGCAGGUUGUGUUACUACAUUUGAUUCCCCUCAACUGUCAUUCAGUGUGUAGAAGAGAUUCCCAUCUGAACAACAUGCAUCCAGCUGCAGACCCACAGCAGAUUGUCUGUCACUACAACUGGCCUGGCACUGAAAUCAAUACUACUGGCCUGGCACUGAAAUCAAUACUACUGGCCUGGCACUGAAAUCAAUACCACUGGCCUGGCACUGAAAUCAAUACUACUGGCCUGGCACUGAAAUCAAUACCACUGGCCUGGCACUGAAAUCAAUACCACUGGCCUGGCACUGAAAUCAAUACCACUGGCCUGGCACUGAAAUCAAUACCACUGGCCUGGCACUGAAAUCAAUACCACUGGCCUGGCACUGAAAUCAAUACCACUGGCCUGGCACUGAAAUCAAUACCACUGGCCUGGCACUGAAAUCAAUACUACUGGCCUGGCACUGAAAUCAAUACCACUGGCCGUGGAGAAUCCCAAUCACACACACACACACCAACUCUUUGCAUAAUCCUAGCUCUCUUUCUUCCUUUCCUAGCUCCUUUUCCUAAUUAUUUUACCACUUCUAUAAACUUAUUAACGGAAGACAUGUUAUUAAACCGUGGUACUAAGCAUGCCAGUGUUACCAGUGUCUUACUGGGGGCCAGUUUCCUGGACCCAGAACACAUCUUCUCAGGAAGACAUUGUCCAUAGAUAAUCCCAGUGGUUUCCCCAGUCAGUAUUAGUGGAGUAGUGGUUGUAAUGCAUUAGAUAAUGAAUAAGUUCUAUAAACACCAAAGAGGUGUUUAUAAUAUAUAAUAAUAAUAUAUGCCAUUUAGCAGACGCUUUUAUCCAAAGCGACUUACAGUCAUGUGUGCAUACAUUCUACGUAUGGGUGGUCCCGGGAAUCGAACCCACUACCCUGGCGUUACAAGCGCCAUGCUCUACCAACUGAGCUACAGAAGGACCAUAGAACAGUUCUCUUCUGAGUCUGUGACGACACAAUGUGAGGAUGUCCAGAGGAUGAAGAGGACAGCUUCAGACACGACUGAAACAGGAGGAGGAAGAGGACAGCUUCAGACACUACUGAAACAGCAGGAGGAAGAGGACAGCUUCAGACACUACUGAAACAGCAGGAGGAAGAGGACAGCUUCAGACACUACUGAAACAGCAGGAGGAAGAGGACAGCUUCAGACACUACUGAAACAGCAGGAGGAAGAGGACAGCUUCAGACACUACUGAAACAGCAGGAGGAAGAAGACAGCUUCAGACACUACUGAAACAGCAGGAGGAAGAAGACAGCUUCAGACACUACUGAAACAGCAGGAGGAAGAAGACAGCUUCAGACACUACUGAAACAGCAGGAGGAGUUGUAUAUCUUGUUCAUGCUGUAAUGCAACAUACAAAAAUAAAUCAAGAUUACACAAUCCGUGAUGUCACUACUUUCAGUUUGAAUAGGCCUACGAUACAUAUUGCCAUCUACUGGGCAGGUUGUGUUACCACAGGCCGACCGCUCACAGGCCGACCGCUCACAGGCCAGCCGCUCACCACAGGCCGACCGCUCACAGGCCAGCCGCUCACCACAGGCAACCCGCUCACCACAGGCAACCCGCUCACAGGCCGACCGCUCACAGGCCGACCGCUGACACAGGCCAACCGCUCACAGGCCGACCGCUUACCACAGGCAAACAGCUCACCACAGGCCAACCGCUCACAGGCAAACCGCUCACCACAGGCAAAUGCACCUGGUGCAUUGUGCUGCACCUGGUGGUCUGCGCUGUUUGGUUGAGAGAUAACUAAUAACUGCAUGUAAUUUAAAGGGAUAGCCCUACCUCUUUCAGGUGGUGGCGAUCUAGUUGAUUAGUUGUGUGUGUCGACCAAUGAGAAGCAGGCUCCCCUCCUACUUGGGAGGGGUUUCGUACAAGUACUUGUUUCUCUUGGAAGAAACAUGUAAAUGCUUUAAAAAAAAUUGUGUUGAAACCUUGAUCUUACGGUCAUAUCCCGUUGAGUAUUGUUGGUCUAUUGCCCUUUCAUUUUUUUUUUUGUUUAUCUUCAUCUUUUUUUAUGGGAUGUUUAUGGAUCAAACUAAAUGUGUUCUUACAGUUUCAAUGUAUAUUAUAUUACUAUCAUGUCUGUGUUGUGAAACAUGGGUCAAUUCAUUAUGUUUUUAAAAUAACCCAUGAAGGAUAUUUAACCGAUUAUAUUCUGUCCCUUUGUACCUUGCAUGCAUGUAAGAAAAUAAAACACCAACUAUUUGAUUGAGA